CGCAUACCUUUUUCAAAAGCGACGCGGCAAGUGACGUCAUUGUUGUGCGACCGGUGGAGAAAUGGCGAGCGGCAAAAAGAGUGCACUUCUCUCCUCUUUGGCGGAUUAUGGAGACGAUUCAGAGGCAGAUUCCGACCAAGAGAUAGAAGAAACAGAGGGCCAUGGAGUAGGUCUGGUGUCUGCUGCCUACGGAGAGGACGACAUUAGCCGGAUUGAGGAUGGCGACGACAAGGCAUCUGGAGACGAGGACAGUGGGGAGAGCUCCCGUAACUCAGAAAUGGAAGAGUCUGAUGAGGGCGGAGACACAGAUGAUUAUAAGGAGAUCCCAGAGGCAGAGAGGAAGGACCCCAAUGAGUUGGUCGCUCUGUUCUCAGAGAAAGUGAGGAACAUGUCGCCUGACAAGAUCCGGAUCCCCCCUGAACCACCAGGACGCUGCUCCAGUCACCUACAGGAGAAGAUCCAGAAGCUGUAUGAAAAGAAUCUACAUGGAGACUUUGACACAAACAACCACAUUCAGAAGAAGAAAGAGUUCAGGAAUCCCAGUAUCUAUGAGAAACUCAUUCAGUUCUGUGGCAUUGAUGAACUGGGAACCAACUACCCUAAAGACAUGUUUGAUCCUCACGGCUGGUCAGAGGACUCUUACUAUGAGGCACUGGCCAAAGCUCAGAAGGUAGAGAUGGAUAAACUGGAGAAAGCCAAGAAGGACAGGACGAAGGUGAGGGACACGGGCGCUUUUAUUGACUUGAAGAGGGGACCUGAGAUUGAGUUUGUGACGGGCACUAAGAAGGGGACAAUCCCCACCAAUGCAGCUGUUCCCACCACCAAUACAGCUACUACCACAGCUACAGCAGAGGCUCAGAAGAGGAAGAGUAAGUGGGACUCUGCAGUGCCCGUGACCCUGGCCCAGCCCGCACUGCUCACUACCACGGCAACCCUGCCAGGGGUGGUCUCCGUGACAACCACCGCCAGCGGAACCAAGACCACCGUCAUCUCCGCCGUUGGCACCAUCCAGAAGAAAGCCAAGCAGUGAACCGGCAUGGGGAGAGGAAGUGUGUGUGUUUUGAAUGGAUGGAUGAAUGUGUGUGUGCAUUUAGCUGUGUGGCUGUAUUACUAAAUGCAAAAAGAGGGAGAGUGAAAGAAUGUCUUCAGACAAUAUGGAUGUCACAUGAACAUUUCUGUAUUCAUCCUUUCUGGCUGUACAAGACCUCUGCAUCUCUACUGCCGUCGGUCUUUGGGAUUGGAUCUACAAUAUGUGGUCAAAGGACUCAAGCCUGACUUGAGAUUCAAUAAGACUAUUUUUCUGUCAGUUCUGCAUUGAUAUCAACAUAAGGUUCCUUUUUUCAUCCAGCUCUCCAGUCAGCACCCUGUUGACGUUAUGCAUUGAUGUGUUUUUUUUCCUGUCGACAAGAAACAGUGUUUUGAUGUUAGCUAAAGACUAUCCAUUGGGAAAACCACCCUACCUAGAAAGUAGCCGCGUUAUGGCAUAAGUUGCUAGCCUCUUGACUGAAGCUUGAGUUAGUUUCUUUAUUCCAUCCUCCUGUAAAAGGGUUUCUUACAGUGUCAACCCAUCUGUUAUGGUACAGUAUAUAUUACUAUUAGUUUUGGCCUCAACUUCAUUAUUUCCUUUCUACCCACAGUGUAUAUUUGUGCUAUUUCCUAUGUUCUGUGUUUUGACCAUCUACUGGACAGACUACGGACAUCAGCAUCAACAUUUCUUGUCUCAUUUUCAAUGGCCUAUUCAAAGAGCUUAGCGGGAAUAUUUUUUACAAAUGUACAUAUAUCGCUGAUGAUGAUGAUGAUAGGAUGGUAAAUAAAACAAACGUCAUACUGCCUUUUCAA
Salmo salar (Atlantic salmon) is the source of this 1839-nucleotide messenger RNA. RefSeq names its product SAP30 binding protein (gene sap30bp). Gene Ontology annotation, biological process: regulation of DNA-templated transcription. Lineage: Eukaryota; Metazoa; Chordata; Actinopteri; Salmoniformes; Salmonidae. The record is from RefSeq and is a predicted model, not a curated record. Gene Ontology annotation, cellular component: nucleus.